UUGCAUCGACGUGCGUUUCAAUUUUCCCCAUCCCGAGCGCCAAAACUGUUGCAAGAAAUGAAAAAAAAGGGAUAAAAAUCAAACAGAGCACCAGAGAGUAGAGAGUAGAGCCGCCAUAAUCCGGCAGAUCAUCUUCAGUUUUCGAAUUCCAUUUUUCCGAAUCAGUUUCAGAGCUUCGCUGAAAUAUGGAGAUCGGAUCGGGUGCGAUUGGAGUCUGCUCGAAAGAACAGCAGAAGAUCUUUCAGGAGUGGUUCACUUUGGCCGAUUCAGAUGGAGAUGGCCGUGUUACUGGAAAUGACGCCAUACAGUUCUUCUCCAUGUCUCAUCUUUCUCGCGCAGAGCUCAAACAGGUUUGGGCUAUUGCAGACUCCAAACGACAAGGAUAUUUAGGGUUCAAUCAGUUUGUUACUGCCAUGCAGCUUAUUUCUUUAGCUCAAUCAGGGUCUGACUUGAAUGCAGAUAUCCUCAAAGAAGCAGCUGCGAUGGAGGAAAUUAAACUUCCAGUUCUAGAAGGCUUGGACGUUGUUAAGUCCAAGUGGUUAGCAACAUCUAGCCAACUUGAAACCAAUGGACCUCCUCAAUCCCAGCCACCGUCAUCAACUCCAUGGUUUGCUUCAAAAUCUGGGAGCAAGCUAUCCCAUACUGCAGUUACAUCAAUAAUUGACGGUUUGAAGAAACUAUACAAUGAAAAGCUAAAGCCUUUGGAAGCUACUUAUCGGUUUAAUGAUUUUGUGUCCCCACUGCUGACAAGCAGUGACUUUGAUGCCAAGCCCAUGGUCAUGUUGUUGGGCCAAUAUUCAACUGGAAAGACAACAUUUAUUAAGCAUUUGUUAAGAUGUAAUUAUCCAGGAGCUCACAUAGGACCGGAGCCAACAACUGAUAGAUUUGUAGUAGUUAUGUCUGGACCAGAUGAGAGAAGUGUUCCAGGAAACACCAUUGCCGUUCAUGCAGACAUGCCAUUCUCUGGUUUGACAUCCUUCGGUGGAGCAUUCUUGUCAAAGUUUGAAUGUUCCCAAAUGCCACAUCCUCUGCUCGAUCAAAUUACAUUUGUGGACACUCCUGGAGUUCUAUCUGGGGAAAAGCAACGCACACAGAGAAGCUAUGAUUUCACAGGGGUUAUAUCAUGGUUUGCAGCAAAAUGCGAUCUCAUUCUUCUUCUGUUUGAUCCCCAUAAACUCGAUAUCAGUGACGAGUUCAAGCGUGUAAUCGGAUCUCUUCGUGGUCAAGAUGAUAAGAUCCGAGUUGUUCUCAAUAAAGCAGAUCAAGUUGAUACUCAACAAUUAAUGAGAGUAUACGGAGCAUUGAUGUGGUCUCUUGGAAAAGUGUUGAAUACUCCAGAGGUCGUUCGUGUAUAUAUUGGUUCAUUCAACGACAAGCCUGUUAAUGAAGCCUCAGUUGGGCCAAUCGGUCGCGAUCUCUUUGUGAAGGAACAAGAUGACCUCUUAACAGACUUGAUUGAUAUCCCAAAGAAAGCGUGCGACCGUCGGAUUAAUGAAUUUGUAAAACGCGCCCGAGCGGCUAAGAUUCAUGCUUACAUUAUCAGCCACCUUAAAAAAGAGAUGCCUGCGAUGAUGGGCAAAGCUAAAGCUCAACAACGGCUUACUGACAAUCUUGAAGAUGAGUUUGGAAAGGUUCAAAGGGAGUACCACCUACCCGCGGGCGACUUCCCAAAUGUGGAGCAUUUUAGAGAGGUACUAAAUGGGUACAGUAUUGAUAAAUUUGAGAAAUUGAAGCCCAAAAUGAUUCAAGCUGUGGAUGACAUGCUUGGCUAUGACAUCCCAGAACUUCUGAAGAACUUCAAAAAUCCUUAUGAGUGAAAAAUAUAGAAUGAUAUGAUAGUUCAUAGUAUGUUCGUAGUUGCAGUGAAUGUUGGAAUUCAAAUUUUGGGAAGUUCUUUUCUUCAUUAUUUACUUUUAGUUAAUGCUCAAGUGUAUGUGUAUUUUGAUUGGGCAUUUUGAUGUAAUCUUCAAAGUUCUCGUCUUUUUUUUUUUUUAUUUUUUUUAAAAAAGGCCAAUGGUGGGUUCAUCGUUGCAUUCUUUUUGCGAUAAUAGUUGUAUUUUCGUUGAGAGUUUGUCGAUAUUGGUGGCUUGUUAUGUGAUGUUGAUAUUUAUAAA
Messenger RNA from Momordica charantia (bitter melon), 2114 nucleotides. RefSeq names its product EH domain-containing protein 1. NCBI's taxonomy places the organism in Eukaryota, Viridiplantae, Streptophyta, Magnoliopsida, Cucurbitales, Cucurbitaceae. The record is from RefSeq and is a predicted model, not a curated record. Gene Ontology annotation, biological process: endosomal transport; endocytosis. Gene Ontology annotation, cellular component: plasma membrane; cytoplasm. Gene Ontology annotation, molecular function: GTP binding; protein binding; calcium ion binding.